This is a messenger RNA of Dentiscutata erythropus, 126 nucleotides long. The record is from the annotation of a GenBank genome assembly. Lineage: Eukaryota; Fungi; Glomeromycota; Glomeromycetes; Diversisporales; Gigasporaceae.
AAUACUUCACCAACGGUGAUGGCAAAGGAACUUUUAUUCAAUGUAAACUCUGCAAAGAAGAAUGCAUUAGAUCCAGAAUGUACAAACUUGACACUAUUCAAAAAGACUCCUGGUUUUGUAACUUAG